AAUAUCUGCAAAUUUAUUUCGAAAAGUCCACAAGCGGUUAUCUUCGGGGAUUCCAUCAUGAGCUUUAGAUUGACGAGGUCGUAGAAGUCCUGUGCGCAGAAAAAAAGCUUUAAACAGAUUUGUGUAUUGCAUCGAUUUCAGUGCAUCCUUAAGCUCUGCUUCCUGCAAUGAGUAAAACUUCAUCUGUUUCCCGAACUACAACACCCACCUUGAUCUCAACGCAAUCAUAGUAAUAGGUUAAAAUGAAGAACAAGGUAAGGUUUAUCACGAGCUGAGCCACAUUCGCUAUUUGUUGGAAAAUGUGUCUCUGCUCUACGACGAUGAGAUACGCAUGAAUCGAGCACGCCACGAACGUCUGCAGUAUGAGUGCGAGCAGAUGCAGUCCAAACGUUUUCGAUAGAUGCUUUUUAAAGGUGAUAAGAUCUUCGAAAACUUUAAACACAACAGCCAUCGUAGUUGGAUCGCUUCGGUCAAGUAAGUUUGCUAAAAUUCGAUAACGCUGUAUCAUGUACAGUGCGAAAUAGAGUAGAAACAGCUUCUGCAGGUCCAUGGACAGCUCGACCAGCAGGUUAGCGUGCAGCACUAGGUAAAGCUCGUAGGAAAUAUUAUACCGGAACUGCAGAUACAAGUACAUCAGGAAAAAUGAUCCUCGCAAGAGCAUAAUGGCACCGGUGAGCAUUUUCAGCAGCGUGUGUCGUAUCGCAAAACGAUUCUUCAUCAAUGUGCAAACCCGUUGCAUCGUGUAGUCGAUUGCAAUCGCUUCGUUGACGAUCACGAUCACCUUUAAGCUGUGCUGAUACAUCCCACUCAGGAUCGUGUACAUAAUGUCAGCGUUGAUGAAAUACUUCAACAGAUGCACGAUAUCUGUCACCGAGCUAAUCAUUUGGCGAAAGUCGGUCAACGUGCGCUUCAAGCCAAAGAAGGAAACAAUCGAAACCGUAGCAAGCAGAAUAAUGAUGUUUCUGAGCGCAUUUUUGCGCCGGACGGUUGGCCCUUUGGGCGUUUGGUCUACGUAAACAAGGGAAAUGAAGAGGUGGUUGAAUAGGUUGAGUACUUUUAAGUGAUUCAUGGGAAUGGUCGGACAACGUUUUGCGCGGUACAAGGUUCAGCUUGCUACUGCGGGUAAAAGCAAUCACGUUGCUGUUGUGCGAGUACUAUCAACGUACUGUCAAUGCAUAUUUAACAAUGUUGAUCUUACAUAGCUUUUAGCUAUCGAAUGAAUAUUUUGUGAUGCGCUAUGCAUACUUUGUGGCGUAUACUCACACGCUACCCAAACCGACGUAAACGUACAGGUGUUCGUAAGCAUUAGCUUACCUUCGCUUCGGCAGCAUAAUACUUGAAUGUAAAGGAUAUAAAUGAUCCUCCGUUUAUGACAAGGGUGAGUCAGUUCAUGAAACUAUCCUUAUAACUAUACCCAGCGUGUAUUAGAUAGUAACUCAUGUAUGCCUUGAUGGCACAGGUGGCUUGAGCGACAUGCAAAAGCCACGAUAUUUGCCUGCCAUGUACUGUCAGGGGCGUACAUGUAGCUUCUUACAAAGACUGUAUUUCAUCAACAAAGUCCAGACUUCUAGUAGCAACACGACGAUAAUGCGCAUCGAAUGAAAAAUCAUCGAAACGGGUGGAGGGUAAUAUUGGAUCAAAAGGGAAUUUAUGUUGCAUUUGCCAAUUGAUGAGUCAAAUCAGUACAAUUUGCUCAAAGAACUGUCAAAUUGAGUAAACUGCGUAUCUCCGAAACCGCGUAUAAGAGGUACCGUGUAUCUCGGGGACUACCUGUACUUCUCGAAAUGUGACACAAAGCCUCUGGCAGAAACAGAAAUUGAUGAUUGUUUAGUGUGUUUGAAUUGUUAAUGGUAGUGAAAUGAUUCUUCGUUUUCUUCUCUAAAUCAGUAAUAUUCAUCGAUAGAUAAACUGGCAAUCCUGAAGCAUUGCAUCAACAAAUAUAAAUUGAUUUAGUGGACAAUUGUGUUUGUUGGUGGGUGUGUACUUACCUUCACCUUCACGAGAUCGUGCGCGUACGCGAACAUGAAAAAGGUGGCAGCGUACACAGUUAGGGUAAUUACGUUCAGUAGUGCAUCCACCAAGCUUAGCCCCAUUUCGAAAACAUAAAAUAUAGUGUACGUUUCAACGACACAUGUAAUCAAAAUAUCUAACACAUGAAGAACAUUCAUCACCCGAAAUGUGGAUGUAGCACGCUGCUUAAAGAAUUCCAACUCUUCCCAAAAAACGAUCGCCGCUCGAAGCAGAUGCAAUUCUACACGAUUGUUUUUUACAAACCCCACCAGCUCAUCUAAAUGAUGGGCGAUAACCAGGGCCCAACAUUGAAUGUACAUGCGAUGCAUUAGGGUAAGGAUUUCUAGUGCAACCAGUGCACAUACGUUGAGAAGGAAGUAUUCCUUUCGUGUUACUACAAUUUCCCACCAGGUGAUACACUGUCCCGCUAAAGCAGCAGUAAGUAAGAUGACGAUGCUGCCAACUUGAAUCCAAUAUAUUUGCAACGUUCUUCGCCUGGCUGGCAUUGGAUAGAACUUGGCGUGUUUGUGCUGGAUAACGUUCAAAGCAACGUUGUUAUCGCUUAUAAGUUGAUGCCUGCACAACCAUACCCACAGUGUUAGGGGUAUCAUCACUAAAAACCUCGUAGUAUAGAGAAUAAUAGAGCUUGCUCCUAUGACACUUAACAGUGAAGUUUGCAUAAAUUCUGCGAUAACCGCAAUGGCACUAACGACACUGCACGUCACCAACACGAUUAGUAGCGUUACAUUCCGGAAGACAUUUUUGUGCUGGAAUUCGUAACGAUUGCACAGGCUAUCGAAGUGAAGAUAAGUGGGCGACACGAAACAGUAGUUGAAGAUGUUAAGAAACUGCAGCUCGUGCAUCGUGUGUGCUGCGGGUGCUACUAGUGCGCCAACGGAAGAGGGCAUGUUUAAUCACUCAAACAAGGAACAUAAACUCAUUCAGUUGAUAUCGACCAAAACGAAAAAGUAAUGAACUUAUGCAUGCUAGAUCAGUACUAAUUGCUUGUGAAAUAUCACUAAGCACAACGCAAUUUACUAUAAUGUACUAAUAAAUAAUUGGUACAUUAACAGAAAUCGAUGUGUCAAUUUGCCAUCAUAGUAGAUUGAAUCAAAAAUGUAAUCGUUUAGUAAUUAAGUAAACAGUUGCCAUCACUUACCUUCACCUCAACGAGAUCGUGCGCGUAUGCGAACAAGAAACAGUCACCAGUACACAGGACGAGUAUGACUACACUCAACAGGGCACCCAGCAGGUUAAAUCCAAAUUCAUAGAAAUAGAUUAUAGCGUAACUUUCAGUGGCACACGUUAUCAAUAUAUCUAACAGAUGAAGUACAUUCAUGAUCCCGAACGUAGAUGCAACCCGUUGUUUGAAGUAUGUCAAGUCAUCCCAGAGUGCGAUCACUGUUCGAAGUGAUCCUAACUCUAAAUGCUCGCUUUUAGUAAUCCACACCAACUCCUCUAAGUAAAAGCUGAUGAGUAAGGCCCAGCAUUGAGCAUACAUGAGAUGCAUUAGAGAGAUGAAGAUCAUAACCACAAGCGCUAAUAAGUUAAACAAGUAGUAACCGAAUAAGUGUUCUCUGCUAGCUGAUGCGAUACUCCACAAGGUGUAAGAUUGAACAACCGAACCAAGCAACAGUGAGACGACAAUGCAGCCGAUCUGAACCCAGUAUAGUUGCAAUGUCUUUCGCUUUCGCCUUUGAUCGGCGAGUUUCGGCAUUUGAAACAGUCGUUUAUCCUUUUCCUGUACAAUGCUCAACGCAAAAGCGCAAUCAUGCUUCAACCUGCCCCUGUACAGUAAUAUCCACAUUAUGUGUGGCACCAUCACUAGAUACCGCAUCAUGUAGAGCAGGAUGGUGGUAGUUGUCAUUACACUUGCUAGAUGGUUUCGCAAAAUUUCCAACAUGAGAAAAGUGGCACAACUGAAACUACACGUAACGAGCACGGCUAACAGCGUUACCAUCCAGUAGACAUUUCUGCACUGGAAUUCGUAACGAUUGGUCAGGCUAUCCAAAUGAAGAUAAGUGGGUGAAACAAAGCAAUAGUUGAAGAUGUUAAGGAACUGCAGCUCUGCAUGCAUUGUGCUUGUUGGAGCUAACUGAUCGUGACUGAACAGAGUGCGCUGGAAUAUUCCAAUACGAUACCCCUGAACUCAUGAAAAGGAUCAAGUUGGAGCAGACGAUGACGGGUUAAUUAUUAAUGUUCUCUUAAUACUACAUGAUUGACGACAUUUAUGGUACAAACACCCUCCAGCUACCCUGGCACGUUCUCGAAGGAUGUUUGAAACAACAGUUUGAUGCACUUACCUUCACUUCAACGCGAUCGUGCGCGAACGCGAAUAUGAAAAAGGUGACCGCGUACACGGUUAGGGUAAUUAUGUCGAGAAAUGCUCCCAGUAAACCGAACCCCAUUUCCCAGGUACUGAAUAUGACGUACGUUUCAACGGCACACUUUACCAGCGCAUCCAGCGCAUGAAGAACAUUCAUGACGCCGAACGUAGCUAUGAUACGUUGCUUGUAGUGUUCCAAAACGUCCCAGAUGGUGUUCACCGUUUGAAGUAUAUCGGGUUCGUCUGGUUCGUUUUUAACGCGGCACGCUAACUCAUGGAAAUGAUCGGCGAUCACUAAGGCUAAGCAUUGUGUGUACAUAAGAUGCAUUAGCGAUACAAAAUCCAGGAUAAUGUAUGCACUUAAGUUGAGGAUGUAGUAGAGCUUUUGUUUUGCUAUAAAUUUCCACCAUAUGUAGACAUCACCGACCACGGCAGCAAUCAGCAGGAUGACGAUCGUGCCGACCUGCAUCCAAUAAAGAAGGCAUCUACUAUUUCGCUUGGUUGGAUUUUGGAAUUGCAGCUUAGACUUGUCUUGUAAAAGAUUCAAAGCAAUCGUACAAACUUCUAAUACUUUAUGCCUGUACAGCCAAAUCCACAGUAUCAGUGGUAUUACAACUGAUAGCCGCAUAAUGCAGAUAAUAAUGUUGCAAGCGCCCAUCACACUGUCGAGCUGGUCUUGCAUGAAUUCUAACACCAUCACAGUGGCACCGAUGCAAUUAACCGUUACGAGCACGAUCAACAGCGUUACGUUCCAGCAGACACGCAGAUUUCCGAGGCGGAAAUCGUAACGAUUGUUCUCGAUAUCGAACGACAGAUAGGUGGGCGAAACGAAACAGUAAUUGAAAACGUUCAGAAACUGUAGCUCAUCCAUUCUGCUUGCCGAGCAGGGUCGUUACUAAAGAGAGCGUUGGCGUAGUGCGAAAUGCGUGAGAUGAUCCAGCACACUUACUGCUGGAUAGUUAAUGAGAUCUGAAUAAUUGAGCAGCAUUUGAGGAGUGGUGUUGAGUGGACCUCUUCACCCAACCGUUGACUUACCUUUACGUUGACGAGGUUGUGCGCGUACGUGUAAAUUAAAAACGAUGCACCGUACGUAAGCGCGGCGACGAGAUUCAUAGGUACGUAGUGUAUCCCCAGACCCAUAUCGACGACGUGGAAAACAAUGUACGCCUCAACGGAGCACGUUACAAAAAUGUUCAGCAAGUGUAGCAGCUGCAUUAGCCCAAAGAUGGAGCUACACUUGCGCUUAAAGCUUUCCAGAUCACUCCCAAGGGCCAUGACGGUUUGGAGCGAAUGGUUGUGCUUGUAGGCAGCGCGACUGAUUAGUUUCGCGUACCGGUGGCUUAAAAAUGCAGGCCAAAACUGCACAUAGCCCCGGUGGAGGGAGAUGAACGUUUCGAGCACGAAAAAUCCAAACACAACCACAAUAUUAACUGCUUUUUGAUAACCUUCAAAGGAUAGUAUGUAGUACAACUGCACGACAAUGUUGAAGAGCAGCAUCACUAGAGCGAUACAGAUUUGCGUUUGCGUGAGGAGCCACACGUUGAUGAGUACGAUCCGAUCAGAACCGAACUGCCGUUCGAUGGCUAGCGCACGGUUAGAGAUGUCUACCAGUGUGCGGCCGUUUAGCAGUGUCCAACAUAUAAGGGGAACUACCACUACCAGCCGUAUGCCGUACAGAAUCAUCGUAAUGACACCCAUCACGGUGGUUAGCAGUUGAGCAAAGUCAUGUAACACAAGCAGUAGCGCAGAAGUGGCGCUGACUAGCGUUAAAGACGACAGGACGGCCGUAUUCCAGAGGAGGUUUCUGUUGCGAAAGAUGUAACUGUUGGAUUUCUGCUGCUCGGUGCGGUGAAGCUGAACCGGCGACACGAGAAAGUGAUUGAACAAGUUUAGGAUCUCCAGCUCCUCCAUGCUGCGAGCACGGGUAGGCGCGACUAGAUGGCAACUGGCGCAGCUCUGGCGCUAAUGGAUCGCUCUAACGUCAUGGCUCGACACGGGAUGGAAGGGAAAAGUACGUUGAAUAAUUGAGCCAGGGACGUUAAAUAUUAAAUCAAGCAACAACAACAACGCAUGAAGUAAUUAAAUCCAUUCGGUGGGAUACUAAAGCCUACCUUUUGAUCCAGCAUGGUGAACUGGAAGCACAGCCCAAACAGCAUUACCGUUUCCUGUACCGCAAUGAUCGACAAUCGUGUGAUGUCUCGGAGAUGUUUUUCGCUUAGCACAUGCUCCAGUAUGUCGUACGUGCAGAACGAUACGUUGAACAUGAGAUGCAGUAUCACAAGGAUUAGCUUAAGGCCAAUCACCUCCGAGAGAUGGUUCUUGCAGCCGUCCAGCACCGUCAACUCACUGAUAAUGGCGUGAAAUGGACGCACACGCAGGCUGUGCUGCAGAGUCGCGUACGCAUUGGAAAGCGUUUCCGCAAGCAGCUGACAAAGCAACAGGUUCAGCAGGAUGUAAUGUUCGACCAGGACGCCGCUAAAGACUCCCAGGGAGUACGAAUACUGACGACUUUGGUAGAUUUUGUACAGCGCUUCGGAUAUGGAGAGAACAUUGCAGAUUAGUAGUAUCACUAGCUGUAGUUUUUUGACGGAAAAUUGGCUGCCCGUCCGCCCAGUGAAGGCACUGCCCGGUAUGGUGUGAAGUAGCGAGAGUAGGUGAAACCGUUGCCGAAAGUUGUCGCAAAUCAGCAGCACCACAAUGAGCACUGUUACCAGCAGCCGGGCAUAGAUCGUGAAGAGGUUAAGGCUGAUGGUGUGCUGGUCCUUUCUUCGGUGCGUUGUCCAGGGGUUAAGGAACGCCAGCACCAAAAUCACGACCAGCGGCAGUAGCAACUGCACACGUGCUCGGGAUAUUUUGUAGCCAACCGCGUGCUGGUGGCCUUUCGUGGGUCGUACCGUACGCACAUUGCAGAUGAGCAGGGUGUGAAAAAUGUUCAACACUUUUAGCAUUGCUUUCCACACACACACACACACGCGCGGAUGGGAGAUGGGUGUAACUAAACGCAUCGGGCCAACACGCAACCUUGCAAUGUGGCCUCAUCGCGUUUGCGACGUUGAUAAGCGAGCACUUUAAUCAAUUACCAAAUUAAUUAUGAACGGGUGGGGCCCCCCUAAACCUCCAAUAACCGAGCGACCCUCACGUAAUCGUUCGGCAGUGUGUGUGUGUGUGUGUGUGUCUUGGACGGAGAUGUGCUCCAGUUUUCUUGUUUUGCAGCGCUUGAGGGUAAAGCCACCAGCACAACAGAGUCGAAUAUGCCGCGCUACCUGUUGCAGCAUGGCCUACUAGCACACUACAAGCAAGAAACCUAUCCCAAACGCGCACAACGCUGCGCUAAUGGGAGCGGCGUUUGGGGGCGCUGGUGUGCUAAGUGCCGGGGGUCCCACAAUAUCGGGCUAAUGAGUGUUUUGAUGUGAUUGUUUAAUGGUGUGGUGUGGAGCGUGCCUGCGCCAAAACGGGAAUACUGGCCUCUCAGGUUGGGGAAGGGGGUCGGUAACAGAUUUGUAAAAGGUUUGAUAGCGAGGCGCACAACACGCCGCCAAGUGCGCUAAUGUGAAGAAAGCCCUUCGCAGUCCGAGAGGGUCGAAGUGCUCCAAAAUAAUGACCCACCGGUUACAUGAUCUUGGUGAGCCAAAGGGGGGAAUAAGCCAACGUUUGCCAAAAAGCUGCCUUCAAACGGGAGCGAAAGAGCAUCCAGUUUGGCAUGCUCGACGCCGAGCAUGCUGCUGCGGCUUAUUACAUCGGCAUGCGCGAGAGCGAGCCACGAGCUGCACUGGUACGGUCCAUGUUUGGGCAGCUGGCCACAGAGGGUCGGGUCGGUUUUCCCACCCAUUCCGUUUGGGUUGGAUGAGAUGCACACACACACACACCCUGGUAGGCUGGCAGGCAAACGCAUUUCGUUUCGAGCGCUUUGUGUUCGGGCAUAUGAGUGCUUCUAUUACUUUUCUCCCGCCAAGAAGAGGACGACGACGAAGAUGUUACGGUAAUCAAAAAUACCUUUCGCCGCAGUGUACUUUCCCCUCCUUUCCCGCAAAGGGAGGGGUGUUUGACUAACUGCAUGCGAGGAUUUCCAAACCUCACAUAGACAACAGCAAAACAGAGCCCGCGUUAGAGUUGGUAGGGUUUUUUUUUGUUUGGCGCGAACGGAUUGAUUAUCUCGCCUGAUGCUAUCAAUCCCCAUUAUCGUCGUAUCUUGCCUCGGAAAACAUGCGUACGAAAAAAUGGGGAGGUGGCAGGUAUGAGGACGUCUGUUGGCCUACUGCUUGCAGCUUCGGCGAGGUAGGAGGAGGACUUUGGCGUAGACGGCUAAGGCCAAUACUUAAAAGCCGGCGUUUUCGUAACGGCACGGUUCAGUCGCGAUCGGUCCGGCCGGGUGGGUAGAGACUGUGCCCCUACGCUUCAGCAGACGAUUCCGAAGCAUGACGAUGGGUUGGCAGAUGGCGCUGCUGGUGCUGUUGCUCGGUGCAGUGGCUGGGCAGGCGCGUGUUCUCGGCAGCAGUCGGCGGAUUCGGGACUACGAUUUUGAUUUUUCGCAUCUCGGCGAAGCGCUGUACGGCAAUCACGAUAAGGCGGCGAUCGGCGAGCUGGUGCGUGCGUGGUCCCGAUCGCACAACGGCAGCAGCGUCAACCCGGAAGAGCUCGGCACGUACGCCGAGGGUGACAUCCAUCAGCCACUGAUCGAGCGCAAUGCGCUCAAGUUCACCAGCAGCAAGUGGAAGAAGGGCAUAGUGCCGUACGAGUUUAGUGAGGAGUUUUCGAUCGGUGACCUUACCAAGCUGUUUUCGGCGUUCGAGCAGUUCCACCAGAAAACGUGCAUCCGCUUUGUGCCGCACACGAAGGAGCGGGACUACGUGGUGAUCGAGGGCCGCAGCUCGGGAUGCUGGUCGGCGGUCGGGCGGAUGGGUGGCCGGCAGGUGCUGAAUCUGCAGCGCAACGGCUGCUUGCAGAUGGAGGGCACCAUCGUGCACGAGCUGAUGCAUGCGCUUGGGUUUCUGCACGAGCACACGCGGUACGAUCGGGACCGGUACGUGAACAUCUUCUUCCGCAACGUGCGCCCGAACCUGGUCAGCAACUUUGGGCGCGAAAGUGAGUCGCAAACGACGACGCUCGGCAUGCCGUACGAUUAUGGCAGCGUUAUGCACUACUCCAGAACGGCGUUCAGCAAAAACGGCAAACCGACGGUCGAGCCGAAGAUCAAGUACAGUGGGCAGCUGGGCCAGCGCGUCGGCUUUUCGGCGAAGGAUGUACAGAAAAUCAAUAAGCUCUACUGUCAUCGGUAAGGCAGCGCGGGGCCAGUUGCACAACAGUGGCGGCUGCAAGCCGGGGCCCCAGCUCUUACCUAAGAAUGAAUGAACCAAAAACGACGUGUCUUCUGAGAUACGGUCAAGAAGAGGCAGGUGUGAGUGUGUGUAUACAUUAAUGUUAGCUGGUAGUAAUAGGUUAACGAGCGAAACGAAAACGAAACAAAUCAUCUGAAAAUCGGAAAA
Anopheles gambiae (African malaria mosquito) is the source of this 9819-nucleotide messenger RNA. Its product is annotated as hatching enzyme 1.2. NCBI's taxonomy places the organism in Eukaryota, Metazoa, Arthropoda, Insecta, Diptera, Culicidae. Gene Ontology annotation, biological process: proteolysis. The coding region runs from base 8752 to 9612 and encodes 286 amino acids. Gene Ontology annotation, molecular function: zinc ion binding; metalloendopeptidase activity. The transcript is spliced from 5 exons. The record is from RefSeq and is a predicted model, not a curated record.